Molecule: messenger RNA, 2422 nt
Organism: Hevea brasiliensis (rubber tree)
Lineage: Eukaryota; Viridiplantae; Streptophyta; Magnoliopsida; Malpighiales; Euphorbiaceae
Product: protein indeterminate-domain 7
Exons: 3
Coding region: 588-2234 (548 amino acids)
Cellular component (GO): nucleus
Molecular function (GO): DNA-binding transcription factor activity
Source: RefSeq, a predicted model, not a curated record
ACACAGAGGAUACCUUCUCAUCCACAUCUCUCUCUCUCUCUCUCUCAGUUUUCUGAACUGUUUUUUUUUUUUUUUCCUCCUCUUGUUUUUGUUCAUAUCCGUGUGGCUAUAGUUGGAUUUUCUUGGUAUUAGGAAGCAAAGGUUUAUUAAGAAAUCAAGAAAAAAAAAGCAGUGGCUAAGGAUCUGGAUUCAGUUCUAGUUAAUAGUCUUUUCUUUUUUUCUCCCUCUUUCUCCUUGUUUCUUUUUGUGCGUUUUCAAAAAACCAAAAUUGUCUCUUUAAAUGAAGCCAAACAAAGAAGAAACUAUCAAAGUGAAUGAUACAAGGGUUAUGAGUUUUAAAGUCUAGCUAGCUGCUGCCAUAGUCUACAUAUUUGAGAAAUCCGUUUCAACUUCUCUAUUUGGGGUUCUUUCUCUUUCCAGUUUCUCCCUUAUUUUAGCUUUUUCUAGGUUUGGAUUUUUCUCUUUUAUUAUAUAUUCUUUGUCUUUAGAUCUAUUAUACCGUUUUUCACAUAAUAUGAAAACCGGAAGAAUCCAUGGCCCAUGAUGCAACCUUAAGCUUUCUAGAACUGCUUAUCUAAGAAAAGAAGAUGAUGAAAGGUUUGAUGUUUCAUCAGCAACAGCAACCACAAGAGGAAAACAUGUCUAAUUUGACUUCAGCUUCUGGUGAAGCAAGUGUUUCUUCAGGCAACAGAAAUGAAACUGGAACUAACUAUCCUCAACAAUACUUUGCUCCUCCACCUCCUCAAACUCAACCUGUCAAAAAGAAGAGAAACCUGCCAGGAAAUCCAGACCCAGAUGCAGAAGUAAUAGCUUUAUCACCCAAGACUCUGAUGGCAACAAAUAGAUUUGUGUGUGAGAUCUGUAACAAGGGGUUCCAGAGAGAUCAGAAUCUUCAACUUCAUAGAAGAGGGCAUAAUCUGCCAUGGAAGCUGAAGCAAAGAACCAGCAAGGACAUAAGGAAGAAGGUGUAUGUCUGCCCAGAAACUAGCUGCGUCCACCAUGACCCAUCAAGAGCUCUUGGUGACCUGACAGGAAUCAAGAAGCACUUUUGCAGAAAACAUGGUGAGAAGAAAUGGAAAUGUGACAAGUGCUCAAAGAGGUACGCAGUUCAAUCAGAUUGGAAGGCUCACUCCAAGACCUGUGGCACUAGGGAAUACAGAUGUGACUGUGGAACCCUUUUCUCAAGGAGGGACAGUUUCAUCACCCACAGAGCUUUCUGUGAUGCUUUAGCAGAGGAGAGUGCACGAGCUAUCACAGGAGCACCAAACCCAGUAGUACUCCACUCCUCUCAGCCUGCAGCUCCAGGUUCUUCAAUUCCUCAUAACAUAAAUCUCCAAAUACCCCAAUUCAAUACCAGUGCUCAAGAUCUGCAUGCAUUUUCACUUAAAAAAGAGCAACAAAGUUUUAGUACGCUAAGGUCAGAGUUACCACCAUGGUUAGCUUGCCCACCACCAGGACUAAGGGGUGGGGCUGGUCCUGGCCCACCACAUCAUCAUCAUCAACAGACACCCGUUGAUCAUCUCUCCUCCUCCUCAUCUUCAAUUCCAACUCAUCACCAAGAAUUGAGCCCAAACCCUAACCCUAGUCUUGGCCCCACUCUACCACAUUACCGGCAGGCGGCUCCAUCCCCACAUAUGUCAGCUACUGCCUUGCUGCAAAAAGCAGCUCAGAUGGGUGCAACCAUGAGCAGCAAAACUACAAGCUUGAUGAGACCCCACCAUCACCAGCAGCAGCCGCAACACCACCACCAAGAAGGAGCUCAUGUGUCUUCCCAUUCUGGUAACAACAAUGCAAAUACAACUGGUUUUGGUCUGAAUUUUUCCUCACCUGAAGAGCAGCUGCCAGGUGGUGGGUCAAUUUUUCAUGGCCUGCAGGCUCCUUUUAGGAAUAAAGCUGUUCCUUCUGGUACUACUAAAGUUGGUACUAGUGGUUCACCACCCUCAGGUGCCCUUCUUCAAGAAAUGAUGAAUUCUCUUUCUUCUGCUUCUGGGUUUGAAGGGAGUAACUCCUUUGAAGAUGCAUUUGUUGGCGGGAUUUUGAAUACCAAGAAAAGUGAUGAUAAUGCUGGUGGUGGCGGUGGUGGCUCCGGCUGCAGUGGUGAGGGUUUGACGAGAGAUUUCUUGGGUCUUAGAGCUUUCUCUCAAAGUGAUAUACUGAGUAUGGCUGGUCUUGGCAAUUGCGUCAACACUUCUCAUGAGCAACACAAUCAAUCACAAAAAACAUGGCAAGGUUAACUCUUUCAUAUAUAUAUAUAUAUAUAUAUAUAUAUAUAUGGAUUUUCUUUUCGCUCUAUAGUUUCAAAUAUUUCAUUUCUUUUUUUUUUCUCUCUCUCUCUCUUUUUAAGCUUCCCAAAGGGAAGGACAUCAAUGCCUUACUUAUGUAGCCAUAAUUUCAUAAUUUUUGCUUGUCUUUUUUUUUUUAA